ACCGGGGAAUCGUAAACAAGUCCACCAACAGCUGGAAGACCCCAUUGAUUCUUUAGUGUUAUUGAGCCUUUAGAAUGGGAAAUGCCGAUACCAAAUUACAUUUCCGAAAGGCCGUUGUGCAGCUUACGACGAAAACUCAGCCAAUUGAUGCAACAGAUGAUUCAUUUUGGGAGCAGUUCUGGGGGGAACAUGUGACUUCAGUGCAGGAUGUUUUUGCACUAAUACCUGCGGCAGAGAUUCGAUCCCUGAGGGAAGAAGCACCCUCUAAUUUAGCAACACUAUGUUACAAAGCUGUUGAGAAGCUUGUUAAUGCAGCAGAUACAGGAUGUUCAACACAGCAAGAACAACAAAUAGUACUGAAUGCAGUGCGGAUAUUGACAAGGGUGAUCCCCUACAUAUUCGAAGAUCCAGACUGGAGGGGCUUCUUUUGGUCAAGUCUUCCAGCUGGAGAGGAAGAUGGCCAAGGAGAGUCGAUGCCUUUAGCUCACAGCCUCAUGCAUGCCCUAUGUGAUUUGCUGUUUUGCCCCGAUUUCACAGUGACAACAAAUAAGAAGUCUGGACCGGACAAACAUGAAGAUCUUCAGAGUAUCGACAGUUGCGAGUUCAUCUGGGAGGCUGGUGUGGGAUUUGCUCACUCUCCCCCUCAUGUGCCAGCUCAAGACUUGAACCGAACGGAGAUCCUCAAACUCAUCCUCACCUGCUUCAGUCAGAGCAUUUAUCAGCCUUCUUCAGAUGGGACCGAGUCUCCAAAUCGCUGGAUUGCAGUGUUCACUUCAGCUGACAAUCGCCAUGCCUUACCUCUCUUCACAUCAUUGCUUAACAUUGUAUGCGGUUAUGAUCCAGUGGGUUUUGGUGUCCCUUAUAACCACUUGCUGUUCUCUGACACUCGAGAACCACUUGUGGAGGUGGCCCUACAGAUUCUCAUUACAACUUUAGAUCAUGAUGUAACUGCUGCUUUGUCAGAGAUAGAGGAGGCGACAGUCCCAGAUAAUCUCUUCAUUAAUUACCUGAGUCGCAUCCAUCGCGAGGAAGAUUUCUCAUUUGUCCUGCGUGGUUUCACAAGGCUCCUGAACAACCCACUUCAGCAAACAUAUCUUCCACAUUCCACUAAGAAAGUCAACUUCCACCAGGAGUUGCUGGUUUUCUUCUGGAAGUUCUGUGAUUAUAAUAAGAAAUUCCUAUUCUACGUACUAAAAAGUAGUGAUGUCCUAGAUAUUCUUGUUCCCAUACUAUAUCACCUCAAUGAUGCACGAGCAGACCAGUCAAGAGUGGGCCUGAUGCACAUUGGUGUAUUUAUUCUCCUCCUGCUUAGUGGAGAAAGGAACUUUGGUGUUCGCCUUAACAAACCUUACACUGCAUCUAUGCCCAUGGAUAUACCAGUGUUUACAGGUACUCAUGCAGACCUUAUGAUCAUCGUCUUUCACAAGAUUAUAACUACUGGCCACCAACGUCUCCAGCCCCUCUUUGACUGCCUUCUGACCAUCCUAGUUAAUGUAUCGCCAUACAUCAAGACAAUGUCAAUGGUGGCUGCCAAUAAGUUACUGCAUCUCCUGGAGGCUUUUUCUACCCCUUGGUUCCUCUUUUCUGCACCACAUCAUCACCAUCUGGUCUUCUUCCUCCUGGAAACAUUCAAUAAUAUCAUCCAGUAUCAGUUUGAUGGUAACAGCAACCUGGUCUACACAAUCAUUAGGAAACGGCAGGUGUUCCACUCCCUUGCAAACCUUCCAACGGACUGUGGUAGCAUUAACAAAUCCCUCAAUAAGCGAGGGAAGAGACCACUUGUCCGACAGCACUCCUCAAAGUCCCACCACGGCAGCCAGACUAUGGAAGGAGCUCAGCCUGCACAGCCAGCUCAGCCUGGUACGAAGACUGCCACCCUUGCAGCUAUGCCAGGAUUAGAGAAAAUGACAGAGAAGGAAUCAGCUCACCCAACCACACAGCAGCUAAACGAACUCACAACCUCAGCCACUGUUAAUGGGGAUUUGGUAGGGCCAGUGUCGCCUACAUCUCUCGUAGCUCCAGCAGCGAUUGGAGAAAGCAUUCCCCAAGAUGUGAGUGAUACAACUUCUUCCAUUCCAAAAGGCACAAGUAUUCAGCCACCAACAGAAGACCACAACUUGCCUGCUGUUGAUGAGCUCAAGAUUUCUGACAAGGAGGAGAGUGAGGUGGAAGGGGAGGAGAGUCUGUGCAGAUGGCCGGGGGAGGUUGAGGAGAUGGAAGGGGACACUAAAACUCUUCUCCUAACUGAUCUCCAGCCGGCUCCCCUCAGCCUCACGACAUCUAUGCCCAACCGACCUGAGAGCCCUGCCCUAUCGUUGAAGUCAGCCCUGUCCGACUCUUCUGGGCCCAGCACCAUGUCAGUGCCACAGUCAGAGUCGGCAGGUUCAGCAUUGGGAGGCUCGGCACAGCAGUGGCAGCCCAGCUCUGCCUGGGUGCUCAGCUGGAAGAAUAAGCUCCCCCUUCAGACCAUUAUGCGGUUGCUGCAAGUGCUUGUUCCGCAAGUGGAGAAAAUCUGCAUUGAUAAGGGAUUAACAGACGAAAGUGAGAUCCUACGUUUCCUGCAGCAUGGAACUUUAGUAGGACUGUUGCCGGUUCCUCAUCCUAUUUUGAUUCGCAAAUACCAGGCCAAUGCUGGUACUGCUACCUGGUUCCGUACUUAUAUGUGGGGCAUCAUUUAUCUAAGAAAUGUUGAUCCUCCAAUAUGGUACGACACAGACGUGAAACUAUUUGAAAUUCAGCGGAUAUAAAGUAUCUUUAAUGUGGUCAACAAAGAAUAUACAUUUGUCUUGAGAAGGUACUGGCCUGUGCUGACUCUCAUGACAAAACCAAUUAAUGGAUAUUUUAAUUUAUUAUAUGCACUACCUGUAUAAGAAUUUCAAAAGAUUACUAUUAAUUUGGACAGAAAAUUUAUGUGACAGGUAAUGCAGUACAUGGAGCUUGUUUUUCUUUUCUAUCUGAUUCAUGUAGAAUUGAGGUUUGAUAUUUAUUUGAUGUGUUUUUUGUUUCAUUUCUCUUUUAGUCAUGAAAUUAAACUUGGUUGCACUGUUUCUGUAUCAAUUUUGUUUUAUAAAGGAAUGUAAGAGGCCAGAUAUUGUGAAGAAUAAUGCAUUUCUUUUUGAGUGAAAUGUUCUAAUGUGCUGAAGCUAAGCGCUAGAUAUUUGUAGUAAAAGUGGAAGGUGGUGGUAUUAUUAAGUCAUAGAAUUCCAGCAUGUAUUGUGUUUGAUGUUUUGCGUGGGAAAAAUUAAAUGUGAAAAAUCAGAAUGAAAAAAAAAAAAAAAUGUAUGGGAAUUACUGGUAAUGUAUGUCUUACAUUGCUGCCAAAAUUGUCUUGAUAAGAAAUAUUAUGCUUUUGAAGUCUCAUGCUUCUGGUAUGAUAACCGAUAUUUAGUUCUUGAAUAGGAACUCUUGUCGAUAAGAAAGAACAAAGACCUGAGCUCGGGCUGUUUUCCAAACUAGUUUAAGUUUGUCCUUGGUGAAAGCCUAAGUUCUAAUUCAUAUGUAAUAAAAUUCACUAAAAAACUACAGGGGACAGUUAUAUACCCAUAGUCAUUGGAUCAGUUAAGCAUCAGAAGCACAAGAGAUGGUAUUUCUUAUCAAGGCAGUAUUGGUAUAUUCACCACUGAUCAAAAAGAGAUCUUAAUUGUAUUGAAACAAAAUUUCCUGAAACUAUGCCUUAAAAAGUGGAAUAGUGUUAUUUAUUUUUGCUGUUAGAUACCAUGGUAAAUCUUUAUCUUUUAAUAAGAACUGUAAACCAUGUUAUGUAAUUUAAUAUUUUUGCGGAUCAAAUUAUGAUAGACACUGAAGAAUUUAACGAACAAAUACUGAUAAGUAUUGAAGAAUUUAGGUUAACAAAUGUUAAAAAUUAUUGAAGAUUUUUGAAGAACAAAUGUUGACAUGCAGAACUAAUGUAUUUUUGUUGUAUCAAGCAGAAUGGCUUGCAGAUUUAGUAUUGGUUUAAAUUGCCUCUGAUUUUGGACUUAGCUAAUGAGGUUUUUGCUUCUAGUCAUACUUUCUAGUUUCUGCUUUACUUAUGACAGGUUAUGUAGAUGACAGUAUUGUCUUCACAUUAGGUUUAUAUACAAACAUAGCUAUGUAGGUUUUUCUUUGUAAAGGGAGAGAUUUUUUUUUUUUUUUUGAUAUACCAGGCUAUCCAGAUUUGACAUGUUUUGGAACUUGUUCAUGUCUGUUGAAUCCCUUUUUCAUCAUUAUUAGAUAUUUUUUUUAUUUUACCCUUGACUUGGAUUCUUGGAUUCCAUUAUUAAUUUCUCUUAUAUAAUUUAUUUGGUUAGUUGUUUUGCAUAUAAUGGGAAAAUUGGUUGAUAAAAUAUCUCAGUCAAAACACUUAUUUUCCUCUGAUGUCUUCUCUACCAAAGGCCACGUGGAACGGAAAACAUGACAAAGACUUUGCUGCUAGGCUACAGUUGCUGAAAGAAAGAAAUGCAAUGCUAAUAAGGUAGAGGUUACAGUGCAAGGGUAAAAUUUAAAAGCUCUUGUAUUAAAAGGCCUCAGGAACUGAAAGGUUCUGAACAUCUGAAUGUUACUUAUUCAUUUAAUGAGUCUCUUUUUUUUUUUUUUUUCACUAGAUAAUUUAUAAGAUGUGACUUGUUAUUUUUCUGAUUAUUAAGCUGUACUUACGUUUUAGAACAUAUUAAGUGUGUAUAUUACCUGAAUAUAUAAUCACCACAGGAGGAAAUGUAAAUGACUGUAUAUGCAAUAUGAAAUGUGCAAUAUAUUAUUUCAAGGAAAAUAUUUUUGCUUGAGAAACAGCUUUUAAGUAUAUAAAAAAAUAUGAACAUAACAUUCAGUAUUACACUAUAUUAGUACAUAAUUUGAAAUCAUUCUUUUGUAACUGAAAGAAAACACAAGGUCAGUUCUACAUCUAUAUUUAUUUGUUUCCAUGUAUACAUUCAAAAGAAAAUAUAUACUUGGUAUAUGUAUUUAUAAUAAAACCAUAUAUAUGUACUUUCUGUAUACUUAGGUGUUUUAUGCAUUUAAAGUAUAUGAAAUUCCAUUGAGUACAUUCCACUGUUGAUUUUUCCUUCUUGAAGGAUGUAUGGAAAAAAUAUUGCAUGUAGAAUCACUGUAUAUUUACAUGUCUACUAUAACUGCUAGAAUGUAGGAUUUAAUAAUAAAAAAAAAAUUAAGAAGAAUGAUAUAUAUGGAGCUUCAUGAUAAGUAAAUUUUUUUUUUUUCUCAAAGAAUUUCUUCAGAUGUUUCGAGGCUUUUCCACAAUAUGGAAUAUGAGCUUGUAAACACCAGCAUGUCAUACCAAUAGCCCCAUCUCUUGUUUACAAUGCUUGUAAAAGAGUAAAACAUUUUGGGCCCCAGGGUCACAAACGAAAGCCGUAUGAAAGCAAUUUCUCUUCCAAUUUGAUCUCAAGGCUUAAUUCUCGAAAGGAUAAGUAAGAAGAGGCUGUUUUUCCCUUGAGUGAGAACUUGGAGAAAGGCCAAGUUAAAUAGUACCUGCUUAUCUGACAAUUUCUAAACCAGGAAAUGGAGUUACUCAGAAGAGUUACUCAAUGUUACUUGACAUAUGAUUGUAUUUUUGUUUUAACUAAUUUAUGAAGUAGAAGAAAAGUAUUUGUAUUAAUUAUUGGUUAGGUCAAUAAUUCUAUUAUUAUUGUUAUUUUAAGAAAUUAACAAUACCAUGAAAUACAAUUUAUAAAUAGAGUUUUGAUUUUACUUCUGUAUACUAAUGCAUUUAUCAGGCUGAAUAUGGCUGUAGCUGCUAUUAAAAUCCAAAAUACUUUGUGUAUAAAGAUUUA
Messenger RNA from Penaeus chinensis, 5765 nucleotides. Its product is annotated as protein HID1-like. The record is from RefSeq and is a predicted model, not a curated record. Bases 75 to 2747 code for a protein of 890 amino acids. Gene Ontology annotation, cellular component: Golgi trans cisterna; membrane; Golgi medial cisterna. Lineage: Eukaryota; Metazoa; Arthropoda; Malacostraca; Decapoda; Penaeidae. The transcript is spliced from 17 exons.